Messenger RNA from Drosophila serrata, 1922 nucleotides. RefSeq names its product tRNA (carboxymethyluridine(34)-5-O)-methyltransferase ALKBH8. Gene Ontology annotation, cellular component: cytoplasm; nucleus. Lineage: Eukaryota; Metazoa; Arthropoda; Insecta; Diptera; Drosophilidae. Gene Ontology annotation, biological process: tRNA methylation; tRNA wobble uridine modification. Gene Ontology annotation, molecular function: tRNA (5-carboxymethyluridine(34)-5-O)-methyltransferase activity; tRNA binding; S-adenosylmethionine-dependent methyltransferase activity. The record is from RefSeq and is a predicted model, not a curated record.
UUUCCCCGCUCGGUGUGUACACACUUGCGGCAAAAUGCACGUUGAGCAGCAGCAGCACCAAAAGGUAAACAAGGCCAAAAAGGUGGACAAAAAGCAGCGACGAUGUCUGGCGAUAAUCAAAAGCGACUGUGAGGUGAUCCCAAGUGAGGAACCCACCACCUACCUGGCUAUCCUCAACGUGGGACUCAGCAAUGGACUCACCGAGGAGUGCCUACUUCUGGCGGCGGCAAGCACAGGUGGCAAAGUCGCCGAAGUGGUCAUGCUGCCUGGUAAAUCAUACUGCUUCCUGGUCUGCGCCACUCUGGAGGACGCGCAGGCGGUAUACCAGGGCAUGAACAGCAUCUCCAAAAUAGGACAACAGGGAGCUGUGGCCUAUCUUAGUUACGUGAUGGGAUUGCCCGCCCUGGCAAGAAAGAACGAUUGGAAUAGGGCCUUGCCCAGUGGACUUCUGGUACUUCCUGACUUUGUCAGCGAAGAGGAGGAAUCAACGCUCUUGCAGGCCAUUUCUGAGGAUGGACGAACCUCUGAAGGAAGUUUAAAGCACAGACAUGUUAAGCACUUUGGGUUCGAGUUUCUGUACGGCGUCAAUAAUGUGGAUCCGGCAAAACCAUUGGAGCAGUCAAUACCGUCGGCAUGUGAUAUUCUUUGGCCGCGCCUGGAAAGCUCCGCUUCCAAGUGGGACUGGAGUACGCCGGACCAGUUGACGGUGAAUGAAUACGAGCCGGGACACGGCAUACCUCCUCAUGUGGACACGCACAGUGCCUUCUUAGAUCCCAUUCUAUCGUUGUCCCUGCAAUCCGAUGUGGUGAUGGACUUUCGACGCGGAGAGGAGCUGGUUCAGGUGAGAUUGCCCCGUCGUUCCCUGCUGAUUAUGUCCGGAGAGGCACGUUACGAUUGGACUCAUGGCAUCAGACCGAAGCACAUUGAUGUAGUACCCAGUGCAUCCGGAGGCUUGACCACUCAGGCUCGCGGAAAGAGAACUUCUCUCACUUUUCGGCGCCUGCGAAGAGGACCCUGCUCCUGUUCAUAUCCCACGCUAUGUGACACGAGACAAACCAAAGCCCCAGAGGAGCUAUCCGCCACGUUGGCUGCCCAGGCUGUAAGCCUGGAACAGCGGAAUGUCCACGAGGUGUACGACAAGAUAGCAGAUCACUUCAGCGAAACGAGGCACUCGCCUUGGCCUCAAGUUGCCGAUUUCCUUAACUCCUUUCAUCCUCAGUCUGUGGUGCUUGACGUAGGUUGCGGAAAUGGGAAGUAUCUGGGAUGCAAUCCGCUACUCCUGGCCAUUGGCUGCGACCGCGCCCAAGGUCUGCUCGCCGUGGGACGUCGAAAGGGACAGAAUGUCUUUCGGUGCGACUGCCUCAGUGUACCGGUGCGCUCUGCCAGCGUCGAUGGCUGCAUCAGUAUAGCCGUUAUCCAUCACCUGGCCACAGGAGAGCGUCGGCUGGCUGCUCUUCGUGAGAUGGCACGCGUCCUGCGACCUGGGGGACGUGCUUUAGUUUACGUUUGGGCCAAAGAUCAACGAAAGAAUGACAAGAAGUCCACUUACCUGCGGCAAAAUAAAGCUGUUAAUAAGGAGCGCACCACCGAACAGGAGCAGCGUCAGAAGCAGCAGCAGCAACUGGAGCAGCAAGUGCCCGAUGACACUCCACUGCCCGUGCACACCAAUCGCACAGAGUUCCAGCAGCAAGAUGUUUUGGUGCCCUGGAAGACCAAAGAUGAGCAAAAGACCACUUUUUUGCGUUACUAUCAUGUCUUUGAGGAACAGGAACUAGAAAAUCUUGUGUCGCAGCUGCUGGAGGUAAGAAUAAUUAAGAGUUACUACGAUCAAGGCAAUCACUGUGUGAUCUUCGAGAAGAUAGACACAUAGGUAUAUGUAAUUCGUUUAUUUGAUUUCAAAAAAUACACAUUCACACACAGUU